AUGUGUGAUCAAUGCAACCUUCGAACCCUCGAGGUAGAGAGACUUCAACAUUUCAUGGAAAACGGCAGGAAACAAACUGCUCUACCUUUGCCCUGCAGACGUAAGUUCCAGGUGUGCUUUCAUGGACAGGUGGACUCCUUUUGGGCCAUGGCAGAAGUGGUGCGGGAGUGUCUAGAACUGACCGGGGCAGGAGAACCGCUGAAGGUUUCCAAGAGACCCCUGCCCCCGCCGGCGCCCCGGGGUAUCAUUUUGAAGACGUCUCGUGCAGGAAUCUGUCACUCAGAUGUACAUUUCUGGGAGGACCUGUGGAGAUUAAGGGACAUUCCGGAUUUGCGAUUAUCCGGAAUCACCAUGGGUCACGAGAUUGUUGGUGCAGUGUAUUCAAAGGGAGCUCAAGUUGAAGAUUUGAACAUUGGCGACAGGGUGGUUGUCUACCCUUGGACAGGCUGCAUGGAGUGUGACGCUUGUCGCGCGGGGUAUAAUAACCUCUGUCCUAAUAACCGCCAUGGAACAUCGGAUUUCGGCCAGGGUGGUGUCAGCGGCUGUGCUAACCAAGGAGGGUAUUCAACGUAUGUUUGGGUGCCGGACGCCCGCUACACCGUCCUCGUGCCAUCGACGUUGGACCUAUCUGUCGCAGCGACGUUACCGUGUGCGGCGUUGACGUCAUUUAACGCUCUCGGCAAGAUUAAAGCGAAAAUGGAAGAGCUGUCAAAGAUCUAUGACUCUCCGUGGUUAGUCGUGGUCGGCUGUGGAGGGCUUGGCAUGUGGUGUCUAAACCUAGCCCGAUACUGUCUGCCAAAGACCACGAACAUCCUCGCUGUGGACAUUUCGCCUGCUAAUCUGUCUGUCGUUAAGGACUGUGAAACUCUUCUGUUACCUGACCAAGAUGAAGAAAUCGUGCAGCAGUUGAGAACAAAGACGCAUGGCGGCGCGUGCACAAUCAUUGACUUCGUUGGAUCAAGUCAGACAGUGGGAGCUGCCUUAAACUCACUGAGAAAGGGCGGCCAGUAUCAUGUUAUCGGUUUGUAUGGAGGAUCACUGAUCACUCAACCAGAGAAGCUGAUUUCAAACACCACCGCCAUUACCGGAAGUCGUACCGGAAGUCUCCACAGUCUUCGUGACCUUGUGAAGCUGGUGGACGAUAACAAGAUCAACGGACCCCCAGUGGAACACGUGACUUUGACGGAAGUAAAUCGCGUGCUGGUGGACCUAAGGGAAGGCCGGGUAAGAGGAAGAGCCGUAGUGAAAUUUGACUAGGUCCGUCCAUGAUUUGAGCGGACAUCACUAUCGCUUUUGCGCGAUAAGAAAUCCACAACGAUCAGAUUUAUCUCUCCUUUGCUGCAUCUGACUGUCACAAAAACCCAUUAUUGUGAGGUUCUCGCCAAAAAAUGUUCAAGUCUUGAUUAACUUUGUCUGUCUCGUGUUAGGUGGCGUUCACCUGACAGUCUAAUAUCGUAACAGUAAAACGCGUGAAGGGCGUUAACGAUAGGCCCAUUGGGCUCUUCAAAACGACUUGGCAUUGACAAAAGUUAGAUUGGCUGACUGUAUUCGCUGCGUGUUUUAUAUAUAUAUAUAUAUAUACACUUGGAAACAGGAACUCGUUUGAGCGCAUGUCUUCCCGCAGACAGCCAAUAAGAGUUCAGUUACAUUAUGUGUAUGUUGGAUUCCGAACAUUUUCGCUGAGACUGUGAAUGGGACUUCAGGUAACGCGAGAAAGUACCAGAUAACAACACCGCUAUAGUCAGAUUUAUCUCCCCUGGCUUAAAACUCGCUCCAUCUCAACGCACCAUUAUCGGUUUCCCAUCCCAAA
Molecule: messenger RNA, 1810 nt
Organism: Liolophura sinensis
Lineage: Eukaryota; Metazoa; Mollusca; Polyplacophora; Chitonida; Chitonidae
Product: alcohol dehydrogenase-like
Exons: 11
Coding region: 1-1257 (418 amino acids)
Cellular component (GO): cytoplasm
Molecular function (GO): alcohol dehydrogenase (NAD+) activity
Source: RefSeq, a predicted model, not a curated record